AACAGGGGCGGACUGACCAUUUGGGAACUCGGGCACUGCCUGAGGCCCACGGUCAGAAGGGGUCCCCAUGAGAUGCCCCUGGUACCUUUUUCAUAGGCUUUUUUUUGGGUGUGGUUUUAGUGUGGGCAAGGACACAGGGGCCCCAUGGUCCCCUAUUGCCUGGGAGCCCCAUGAGUUGUCAGUCUGCCCCUGGACUGUACUAAUGGCACUGGGCAGGAAAGGGUUACAUGAGGGGCGAUCAAAGGGUUAACUGUGUGCUGUUUUAUAUUGGGCUGUGUCCGUGUGCUUCACUGUAAGCACAAUGCUUUGCAUGGCUGUGCUGUGCAUAGCCAUCCAAAGCAG
This is a messenger RNA of Staurois parvus, 342 nucleotides long. Lineage: Eukaryota; Metazoa; Chordata; Amphibia; Anura; Ranidae. The record is from the annotation of a GenBank genome assembly.